AAUCCCCGGCCCUUUUCACAUAUUUACUUGUUGUGCAGUGCUGGGGAUGGAACCCAGGGCCUUGUGUGUGCAGGCAAGCCACUACCAUCCAGCCCACAGUGUGGGUCGUUAUGGAUGAGCAGAGAGUGAGGCUCUGCCUGUCUGUGUAGUGUCUGGGCCUGAAUGAAUCUGUGGGACCCUCUGAAGCAGAGGGAGAGACAGAGUGAGAAAGAAUGCGUGCGUGCGUGCGUGCGUGCGUGCGUGCGUGCGUGCGUGUGUGUGUGUGUGUGUGUGUGUGUGUGUGUAGCUGUCUGGUUGUGUCUCUGUUCCUGUGGGUUUUCUUCCUGAUGAGCCGGGCUUCCUGGAAUGUCCGAGUCACCAGGAAUGGGUGCCAACAUUGGGCUCCCGGCCUUUGAGCCUCGCCUGCCACCCCCCCGAAGGGAGGAGGUGGCCCUGGUCUGGUCUGGUGGGGCUGGGCCAGUGCUUUGGUGGACCCCGGGCCAACCCUUUCCUGGAGGAUGAAAAUGCCGGAAGCUGAGCUUCGUGGUCACAGUCCGUGGGAGAGUAGACAGGCCAGGCCCUCGGCUGUGGGAGGGGCAGGUGGCCUGCUUGGCACCCCCGGCCGACCGCCCGCUGGUCCUCUCCUCUCCUGUGUGUUUCCUGCUGCCUGCCUGGGCUCCACUGGCCAAAAGCCCAGAGGGCAGGAUGGUGGGGAUGAGGGUUCUCCAAAGGGUCAGGAUUAGCCCAGAUGUCUGGAUCUGGCUGAGGAGUGAGUUUGAUUUUUUUGUGUUUUGAGACAGGGUCUCACUAUGUAGCCCAGGCUGGCCUCAAACUGCAGGUGAUCCUCCUGCCUCAGCCUCUGGAGUGCUGGGAUUACAGGCGUGCAUGACCAUGCCAGGCUCUGGCUUGUGACUUGGCCCUGGGCUGUGGGGUCUGAAGCAGAGGCCAAGUACAUCAGGGAGCACCUGGAGUGAACAGGUUGGGGCCAGGCACCCCAGUUCCUGCUAGCUCAGGCCCUCUCUGCCCAACCUGGGGCCAGGUUCCCUCCAAGGCCCUGGGCCAGCCCUGGAUGUCUCUGCCUCCAUCCUCUGGAGACACUCAGAGAACACAAGAGAGACGACAGGGUCAGUGGCGGACGGGAGGAUGGAGAGACAGCAGAGGUCCCCGGAGGAGGAGGGGCUGCCCACUAAUAGAAACCAGUUAGGAAAACAGGAGGCGUGGCCAGGCAGGGCCCAGCAGUUUUGAGGAUGCGGGCGGGGCCUGUUUUUCCAGAAUGAAGGCCCAGGGAGGAGCAGGGCUGGAGCCAAGCUCAGGCCGAUUCCAGUUUGGGAAGGGGCUCAUCCAGGCCUAGGUCCAUCGGGCCCGGGGCUUCUCUGUCCUUGUGGCUGGUCCUCCCUGUGUCUCCUGUACCCUCCCCAUGCAGCAGUGGGUGGAGAUGGGAGACUUAUCUGAGGACCUGGGGACAUGGUAGGGUUCAAGGACACGACCCCUGGCCCCCAGGGAUUGGGCUGUGGUUUUUGUGGCCUUUCCGAUUUUCCCUUUUUCUCUUUGUCUUGAGGUUUGCCUAAGGAGCAGGAGUGGGUUUGGUGCACAGUGCUUGGUCUGUUAUUUCGAGUUUGUUUAUGUGACUUUGUAAGUUUUCCAAGAGCUUUUAAAUUUGUGCCUUCUGUGGGAAGGAGCCUCCCCUCGCUGCCUCCCUAGGGUCUCCCAGGAGCAUGGUAACCUCCAUUUGGUUUCAGGGAUACCAGGUGGGCCCUGACAGGUGGGUGCCCUGGUGGCCCGGCCACCCAUCCCUCCGGCCUCACCCUAGGGUCCCUGCUGUGGCGCUGGGUCCUAGAGGCCGUCUGUGGUCAGCAGUGCUCAUCUCAUCCUAAGUGAGCCCAUGGCCCCCAGAGGAGGGCAUGCAAGGUCAUCCCAAUCUGACAGGGAGGGAACAGGGUGAGCAGGCAGGAAGCAGCUGGGCUCCUGGGGUCUUGGGUACCAGGGUGCCUUUAAGAGGGGAGAACCCCUCAACCCCAGCUCUGGCAGCUGCUCACAUAGGGGAUGCCAGAGUGGGGGCGUGGGCCCUCAGCCUGGAACCCUGCAGGGCAGGAAGGAUGCACCACGGCCCCAGGCUCCGCGCCCUCAGGCUGCCCUCGCGCCCCUCCAGGGGCUGACCCGUGGGCCUGGCCUGGGCCUCUGCUGCUCCUCCCCACCAGCCAGCCCUGGACAGGGAGGCCAAGGAGUGGGCGGGCACAGACUGAGCCGGGACUCUGAUGUCACAGCGGUGCCGGAGGGGGAGGGCUCGUCUGUUUUUCUGGAGAGUUAGAGUCAGAGCAGACAAAGCGAGGGGCCAGCAGCAGACGCCAUGGAGCUGUGGUCCCGAGUCCUGCUGUGGGAACUUGUGCUUCUACAGAGCUCCACUGUCCAUCUGUUCUCAGGGCCCUGGGGGCCUGCGACCAGCGACAGCUCAGUGGUGUCCGAGUCUGCCGUGACCGGGGAGGCGGGCAGCCAGGCGGUACUGCGCUGCCAGAGCCCGCGCAUGGUGUGGACGCAGGACCGACUGCACGACCGCCAGCGCGUUGUGCACUGGGACCUGGGUGGCCGUCCUGGCCCCGCACGCCGGCUUGUGGACAUGUACUCGGCUGGCGAGGUGCGCGUGUACGAGCCCCGGGACCGCGGCCGCCUGGUGCUGUCGCCCUCUGCCUUCCAAGACGGCAACUUCUCCCUGCUCAUCCGCGCCGUGGAAGACAGUGAUGCGGGCCUGUACACCUGCAACCUGCACCACCACUACUGCCACCUGUACGAGAGCCUGGCCGUGCGCCUGGAGGUCACCGACCACCCCCGGGCCGCGCGCGCGCACUGGGACAAUGAGAAGGAGGUGCUGACAGCGGCGCGAGGCACGGCCGCCCUGCUGACCUGCGUGAACCGCGCGGCCGUGUGGACCGAGCGGCACCUGGAGGAGGCGCAGCAGGUGGUGCACUGGGACCGGCAGCCGCCUGGGGUCCCGCACGACCGCGCAGACCGCCUGCUGGACCUGUAUGCAUCCGGCGAGCGCCGCGCCUAUGCGCCGCCCUUCCUGCGCGACCGCGUGGCCGUGGGCGCCGACGCCUUCGCGCGCGGGGACUUUUCGCUGCGCAUCGACCCCCUGGAGCCGGCCGAUGAGGGCACCUACUCCUGCCACCUGCACCACCACUACUGCGGCCUGCACGAGCGCCGCGUCUUCCACCUGCGCGUGGCCGAGCCCGCCGCCCUCCCGUCGCGCCCGCGCACGCCUCCAGGCCCCAGCCCAGACCCCACGCUGGCGCGAGGCCGCAGCGUUGUCAAUGUCAUCGUCCCCGAGGGCCGAGCGCACUUCUUCCAGCAGCUGGGCUACGUGCUGGCCACGCUGCUUCUCUUCAUCUUGCUGCUAAUCACGGUGGUCCUGGCCGCCCGCCAGCGCCGCCAAGGGGGUGAGGCCGGCUACCCGGGCGGGCGGGCGCGGACGCGGGCACCGGAGCCCUUGACACCCUCACCCUCCGCAGGCGACGACCACGCGGACCAGAAGUCUGCGAAGGCCAAAGGCAAAGACUUGAACCUGGCCGAGUUUGCAGUGGCCACAGGGGACCAGUCUUCCUACAAGAGCGAGAAUCUCCAGCUAGAUUACAAAAACAACAUCCUGAAGGAGAGGGUUGAACUGGCCCACAGCUCCCUGCCUGCCAAGAACAUCGACCUGGACAAAGAGUUCAGGAAGGAGUACUGCAAAUAGAGGGAUGCUGGGCUCCUGGCUGGGCCAGCAGCUCUGCCCGAGGACUGUGGAUGUCCCCAGGCCCUCAGUCGGCUCACUGACUUCCUCCUGGCGGCUGGUCCCGCAUUCCUGAUGAAGUUGGCCCCGGGCUGGCUGGCACAGAGUGGCUGGGGAACCACCUUUGUUCUCAAGAAGCUACUGUAGGCUUCUGGGGACUCUGCCGAAGCUUGGCUACCACCUUUCAACCCCUCUUGCCAACUGGUGGCCCUACCCCCACAACACAUCCCAGAUCCCACUGAUGCCCUUCAAGCCCUCAGGCCCUCUUGGUCCCUGUCUGCUGGGGAGGAAGACACCCCAGAGGGGACUCAAUCAGCUCUCAGCAGACUCGGGCAGCUGGGGUCAGCCUCAGGGCUGGCACCUCACACCUCUGGGGGAGCCUGCGUGGCCUUUCCAGACUGCACCAGGCACCCACAUGUUACUCAGAGCCCCACCCAGCUGCCAUCUUCCUAUGGGGAGACUGAGGACUCCUGCAGUCCACUGCUUUGGGCCACGAGGGGCUGCCAUGGCCCUGUGCUUCCAACCCUUCUCCAGCUGUUUUCCAUGAGCCGCCUUGACAUCACUGGGCUCAAAGUGACUUCUGACACUCAGACCUCUCUCUGGGCGGGAGUCUUGGGCAGGGGCUGCAUUUGGCUUCUGUUGUGGCUGAGAAGGGGUGGGGGAUGACAACGGGUGUGGGUGGCACGCUGACACCCCAUGAGCGCACCUGCGGGGGGAACUGGUGAAACAAUAAAGGCCACAUCUGAUUUUUAGACUUGA
Messenger RNA from Heterocephalus glaber (naked mole-rat), 4501 nucleotides. RefSeq names its product matrix remodeling associated 8 (gene Mxra8). The record is from RefSeq and is a predicted model, not a curated record. Gene Ontology annotation, cellular component: cell surface; membrane. Lineage: Eukaryota; Metazoa; Chordata; Mammalia; Rodentia; Bathyergidae. Gene Ontology annotation, biological process: cell adhesion; cell differentiation.